Echinops telfairi (small Madagascar hedgehog) is the source of this 2286-nucleotide messenger RNA. RefSeq names its product interleukin 31 receptor A (gene IL31RA). The coding region runs from base 1 to 2286 and encodes 761 amino acids. Gene Ontology annotation, molecular function: cytokine receptor activity; cytokine binding. Gene Ontology annotation, cellular component: signaling receptor complex; external side of plasma membrane. The record is from RefSeq and is a predicted model, not a curated record. The transcript has 15 exons. Gene Ontology annotation, biological process: cytokine-mediated signaling pathway. Lineage: Eukaryota; Metazoa; Chordata; Mammalia; Afrosoricida; Tenrecidae.
AUGGUGCCCAGAGUGCCGGUCCUAGGAUUUAACGCCUCCUUCUUUAUCAAGCAUAUAAACACCCAAUUCUAUACAAAGCUCUUGCCCCAACCUGCCCGUGGUAAUUCGGCGAUGACGUGGACCUCGGCCCUGGGGCUGCUCCUUCUCUGCGGAUUCAGCCUGGCAGCUUUGCCACAUAAGCCUGAGAACAUUUCUUGCAUCUUCUACUAUAAGCACAAUUUAACCUGCGCUUGGAGUCCCGAAAAGGAAACCAGUGACACAUGGUAUUUCGUUAACAGAACUUACUGUUAUGGAAAAGCAAGCGAUAAUUGUACAAGUAAGAAUCAGGCCUCGUGUUCUUUUCCCCAUCCAAGAGCAACUAUUCCAGAUAAUUUCACCAUUGAAGUGGAAGCUCAAAAUGCAAAUGGGAUGAUGAGAUCUGAUAAGACAUUCUGGCUUUUAGAUAACAUAGUGAAAAUCGAACCACCUGAGAUUUCCUAUGUGCAAACGGUUUUGGGUGUCCCCAAAGUGAUUCAAGUAAAAUGGAACAGGCCUCCUUUGGCACCUAUUUCAGCUACUUUAAAAUACACACUUCGAUACAAGACAGUGAGUGGUGACAAGUGGAAGGAAGUCAACUUCACCAAGGAGCCCCGCACAGAAGGGAAAUACAACCUCACGGGGCUGCAGGCCUUUACGGAGUACGUCUUAGCUCUGCGCUGUGCAGCCCAGGAGUCAAGGUUCUGGAGCGACUGGAGCCAAGAAGCAAAGGGAACCACUGGGGAACAAGUUCCCCUUGGCCUGGAUCUGUGGAGAGUCCUGGGACCCCCGGAAGCAAAUGGAGGAAGACCAGUGCAGUUGUUGUGGAAGGCAAAAAGAGGCCCAGUCGUGGGGAAAACACUUGGAUACAACAUAAGGUACUUUCCAGAAAACAGGCCAAACCUCACAACGACAACAAACACAACUAACCAGGACCUUGAAGUGUUUCUGGGAAACAACACCUAUUGUGUGUUUGCAAGAGCUUACAAUUCGAUUGGGAAGUCUCAAGAGACCAUGCUGAGGAUUCCUGCUAUUCAUGAAAAAUCAUUUCAGUGCAUGGAGGUCAUGCAGACCUGCUUCAAUGAGGACCAGCUGGUGGUGGAGUGGCAAAGCUCUGAUCCAAAGGUGGACACAUGGAUUGUUGAAUGGCUCCCAGAAUUGGACUCUGAGCCUGUGGCUAGAUCCUGGGAGGUUGUGUCUCAGGCUAGGAACUGGACAGCUCCAAAAGACAAAUUAAAGCCUUUCUUAUGCUAUAACAUCUCGAUAUAUCCAAUGUUUCAAAACCAAGUGGGCGAGCCUUGCUCCAUCCAGGCUUAUGUCAAAGAAGGAGUUCCAUCAGCAGGUCCUGUGACGAAUGUAGCAAACAUUGAUAAGAGGACAGUCACGGUAACAUGGAAAGAGAUUCCCAAGAGCCAGAGAAAUGGUUUCAUCAUCAACUACACCAUAUUUUACCAAGCUGAAAAUGGUGAAGAACUGUCCAUGACAGUCAACUCCAACACUCUGCAGUGUGAGCUGGAGUCCCUGGCACGAAAUACCCCUUAUACGGUCCAGGUCAUGGCCAGCACCAUUGCUGGGGGAGCCAACGGAACCAGGGUCAACUUCAAAACAUUGUCACUGAACGUCAUGGAGAUUUUCCUCAUCACGUCUCUGGUUGGAGGAGGCCUUCUGAUUCUCCUCAUCCUGACGGUGGCAUAUGGUUUGAAGAACCCCAACAAACUGAAACACCUUUGCUGGCCCGUCAUCCCCAACCCCGCUGAGAGCAGAAUAGCAGCGUGGCCUAGAGAAGAUUUCAAGAAUAAGCUGAGUCUGAAGAUGGCACAGUUUGCUAGCUCCCUGAGCACCGAAGACAGGAUUCUAGCACUCUACUAUGACACCAGUGACCUUAUCGACAAGUUGGUAGUGAGCUCUGAGAAUUUUCUGGAAGGAGUUUCCACAGAAGAGCUUCUGAAACAUCAGAAGAAUAUUGUUGGAGAGGGGAAGAAUGAAUAUGUGAUCUCCCUCUGCACGCCUGAUCAACUUCUGAGAAAGAGCUUCCACGACCCCUUGAUUUCACCCGAGAUUCCACCCAGAGAACCCCAAGACCUCUUUGUGGGAAUGCCAGAAGGGAUCUGCUCAGAAGCCAAUGAGCAACUUCUCCCCUCGGAUGGAAGUUUGAGGCCAGACCCUGUCUGUCAGGAAGGAACACCAAAUCCAUACUUGAAAAAUUCGGUGACAACGAGAGAAUUUCUUGCAUCUGAAGGGCUCCCCGGCCAAACUGAGAGGGAUGUUUAA